AGCUGCCGUUACGUGCGGUCUGUCCAGGCAGACUCGACAGUUUACAUCGCUGUUCGGUUUCAAGGCCAUUUCAAACAGCUCCUGGGGAUAGAAUUAACCCGCCUGACAAUUUGAGCUUUUUUUCAGUGUAGCUAGAUGUACACGAAAAAAAUAAAUAAAUAAAAAAACGAGAAAAUCAGAUCGCAACGUUAAGUCCCCGCCUUUCAGAAGAAGCUCGCCACCGCCAUGGAACGCAGGACGAAAGCAACAUCAAGCAGGGGAGCAAUUGCAUUUACAGAUAUUGUGGAGAACAAAUUUUCAAUAUAUCGUAAAGAAAUGGAACAUCAUGGAAAUGAAGUUUGCCAAAGGGGUGGAAAGUUUAAGGACUAUUAUAUGCUCGUAAACGAGGCACUAAAAACAGCAGUGGAGGUUGUUCGGUUGGAGUUUACAGAUCAUGCGGACAGAAGGUUUGCUGACCUCCACCUCGAACUUGCCGCUAGGGAUAACGAGAUUAAAAGUUUGAGGAUGCAACUUCAAAUAUCCCAGAAUGAGCUGCGAGCUGCGCGGGACCACGUGAACCGGGCGGAGAGCAUCUUUGGGACAAGCAGAUUAUGUAACCGGCAAGCCCGGCUUGACUGCGACGGCGGCAUAACCGAGAGGGAAGCCGCGAGUGGAUCAUGGUGCAGACCAACGGACCGCGCGUGGAAAUCAACCAGGAGUAGCGCCCAGCGGAGUAAAGAUAAACCUGAAGUCUUCAAAACAGAAGAAGGUUUACAAAUUAAAAUCAUUCAAAUAAAAGAAGAAGCUGCAGGUGAAGAUUUUUCUUUGUUGGCCCUGGGCACUCAUGAGUUGGGUUUGCAUGAAGACAAAAAAAGCAGCAUCAGUCAAAGGCACUGUCACACUGUGGAGAAAAAUGUAGUUUUGCAAGACUCCCCAUGUGCAGUGGACGGCUUAGAGUGGAAACCUGUUCUGAUUAAACAGGAAACAAAUGACCUUGAAUCAAAUCUAUUUGUUGAAGAUGAGAUGAUGUGUGUUUCUGAAAAUAUGUGUCUGGAUGUAGAGGGGGCUUCAGCACUAAGGUUAUUUCCAGAAAGGCUUUGUGAUAUCCAGUGUUGGACAGAUGAACGGCUGUCAGUAGCUUCUGUUGAUACAAAAGAGCGUGAACAAUUGGCAUCAUCUGACCAUGAGCCCGGAAUAAAAGUGCACAGAAGCUCUGCUCUGCCCACAGUCUAUCAGCCUGGAUGGAAGACGUCACAGAAGGAUGGCACAACUCUAGCUCCUUAUUGCUACAGUGAAUAUGGGAAGACAUUUACUUCAUCAUCAAAUAUAAAACGGCAGCAGAAGCAGACUCAUGCAGAAAAUAUUCCACAUAUUGAAACUAGCAGUAACAGUAGGAACAGCAAUAAAAAGAAAAUGAAUAAUACUGUACAGAUUGGUAGUUUGCUCACAUGGAACAUCGGUGUUCAACAACAACAGAAGAUUCAGCCAGCAGAAAAGCCUCACUGUUGUACAGUAUGUGGAAAGAGGUUCACUCGGAAAAUGAAUCUGCAGCAGCACCAAGCCAUUCACACUGGAGAAAAGCCAUACAGUUGUACCGAAUGUGGAAACAGAUAUGCCAGAAAGACUAGUCUUCAGCAACAUCAGAGAGUUCACACUGGUGAAAAGCCAUUUUGUUGUACACAUUGUGGCAAGAGAUUCAUAUGGAAAUCUAGCUUUUUGGAACAUAGAAAAUUUCAUGCUGACAAAAGUGUCAGUGCUUUAAAAAGUACAAUGUAAGACGGAUAUUGGGGUUAAGUUAUAAAAAUGAUACUAAAUGGUUUUGAAAGAUUGAAAACCUUUGAACACCUGAUAGAAUUCAACAUGGCGUCUUGGGCCACUUGGUUCACUGAGAGAAUUCUUAUGAAUCAUCAAAGCAUUCCAUUUCAAACAAAGUAGACAAAUACAGUUACAGCAGGUCAGUAGUCUGGCAAAUCAAACAUAGCAUGAGUUUAUUCUUUAGAAACCUAUAAUUUAUUUAUAAAGAUUAUAACAAGACUCUUACAUGAAUGAAAAUUGAACCAUUUGUUUAUUUUAUCUUGUAGUUCUUGUUUUGUGUUUCCAUUUUUAUAGUACUGUAGAUUAACUGAUAAGAAGUGGUGUAAAUUGUUGUUUAGCGUAUAUUGAUGACAAUUUUUCUGUGAAUGUUAUUAUAUGACACAAUAAUUAGUCAUAGAAAUCCAAAUUUCAUUUAUCAGUUAUAGUGUUUUUAAUAUUUUAAUAUAAUUAAAGCUGUGAGAAUUCAACAUCCUUUAUGAAAACAUGAAACUGUUUUGUUAACCAAUAGUUUGUUUCAAAAUUCUUUGAUCAAUUUUUUUCUUUAAAUGUUCAAUGAGAUAAGAAAAAUGCUUCUGCCCAGCUGUUCAUCCAUCCAUUUUCUGAACCUGUUUGAUUUAAUUUUGGACUGAGGUGCAAUUCCAGUGUUAAUCCUGGACAGGACGACAGUCCAUCACAAAACACAUCCAUGCACACUUACUGUACACACAGCCAAUUUAAGAGCUGCCAGUCAGCCUAAUUUGAUGUUUUAGAGAACAACCCACACAGGCAAAGGGAGAAUUUGUAAAUUCCACACAAAUGGCGUUCAGGCCAAGAUGUGAACACUGAGUUAAAGACCUGUGAAGCAACAGUGGUACACCACUUUGUUUUCAUAAUUUUGGACAAAAUGCAAAAUAUCUAUGGGCAAUUUAUAUAUAAUUAGAGUUGCAGACUGUAUUCCAAGGAUUUUAACUUGUAUCAACAGUAAUAUGCAUGUAGAUUUUCAUGAACUUGGACUCGGCCAUUUUGGAGUGAUGCAUUUUUUAGCCGGCCCCCAUUUACAUCCAUCUUUGCCAUUAAAAUAUUUGAAACACCAUGUAACUAAGAUUUUAAGGUGGUUCAUCUUUAUUAUUCAUGCAAAAUGUCAUUACUAUUGACAUAACAAGGGAGUUCGCCCCCUGCUUGCUUCGCUCAUCAACCCCCCCAGCCUGUACUACGUGCCAUCCACUUUGCAUCUCUGCCACUCGCGUUGUGAAGAGGGGGGCUGAACGCACCCCAAGGAGACAUGGUCUCUCCUCCGAAACUCCCUCUUAAACGGUGAUACAAUGGGAAACAAAUACAGUUUUGUUUUUUUUUUUUACCUCCUCAGCUGCUGGCUUGCUGCCGCCGUGCCGUGUGAUCUGCAUCUUGCGCAUCACUUUGAACAUUUAAAAGCCUGUACAGAAUAAGAGUCUGAAAAUCUAACAACAUCACAUUAAAGUUCUAUAAAUUCUGAAAAGAAUGAUACCAAACAUAUAUAUGUAGGUUUGAAAAUAAGCACGAUUUAAAGCGUGACAAAAAAUGUGACAUAAAAGCGUCACGUAAAAUCAUUGCACAAAAUCGUUGCACUUUUAGGCUUAGGAUUUUAUAUAUAGAGAGUAAGUAAUACACAGUUUUUAGUUGUUCCCCCAUUACAGCUCCCCUCCUUGAUGAAAUUUUUGAAACACCAUUAUAGGCUAGAUUUUAAGUUGGACCAACGGCCACUUAUUUGCAACAUUUAGUGGAAAUUAGUUCAACUAUCUUUUUUUAUGCAUAUUGGCAAAUAAAUGAGGAGACAAGAGACAAUCUGAGGGUUGAAAUUAAAUCCAUAGUGUGCAAAAUAAAUAAAUAAUAUCAAACGAAGCUGAAAAAAUUCAAAAGAUAGAUUAUGAUUUAAUUACCAUAGCUUGACUUCUCACUAAUUACUAUAGAUGAAAAGAGAAACAAGAUUUGUUAUGCUCAGGUUUUGCCAAAGAAUAAAUUUGUGUGCCAGAGGUAAAAAAAAAGGAAAAGAUGGUCCAGAGUUUAUGGAGAAAAACACUUGUGCUAAAGAUGAUACAUGCAAAUAAAUGUUAAUAAACAUAUCUUUAUGAACGUUAAAGGAAACAGACUAGUUUCUGUCUAAUCUUUCCCCUUUUUUCAGGUUAGCUAUAAAACAUGUCAGAUAUACAGUGAUGGGCUUACAUGCCCUAAGAUGUGUUUGCAGUACUGUGUGGCUCGUGUGCAAAUCUGCAGGUUCUUUAUGUCUCCAGUCAGCCCAUUCUUAUCACUUCAUAUGCACCAUGUCCUCCCAUACACUGUACAGUUCUUACUGAGCUGCCCAAGGUUGUAAACAUGCAGAAUCUGGACUCUUGGAGUGGUUUCUGCUUUUAUUGCUAAUAAAAUUUGCAACUUAAUGCUAUCGUGAUGGGUGUCCACAUCAUGUAUCACGAGAAAAGGCUAUUCGGUCCAGGCUAGCUUGGCCAAAUUAUAAUCAUUCACUGUUUGUGUGACUUUAAUAUCUUUAAUUCCUUCAAUUUCCGCAGUCAGACCUAAGAAGUAAUUACUUUAGUUUUAAUGGUAUGUACAGGUAUAGUAACUAUGGAGGCACAGUGGAACAACACCUUCUGUGUUCUUUUGUCUGUUCUCCCCAUGUCUUGAGCUGAUUUCCUCCCACAGUCCCACUUGCUAUAUCUUGGCUUCUGUAUUUGAGUGUGCCUUUCCGUGGAUUGGAUUCCAUCCAGGGCUUGUUCUUGUUUUGUACCCAUUGUUAUAGGAAAUGGCUGUGACUCUCCUUGCCCCUGUACUUGAAGAUGCAUGUUCAAAAGUGGAUGAAGGGGCACAGCUUUACCGGUCAAGUGUUAGACUCAGCUGGAUGUGCAGCCCACUUGCAAGGUUGUUACAAACUGAGCAUUGUGUUUUAUAAUUACUGGGCAUUAACCUCUCUUCGUGAGAUAUCACUUAAAAUAGAAGUACCAUUUAUCCAAUGGCAUUUAAAAUUAAUUAUACCAAAUUACAGUAAAAUUACAACAUUUCUGACAAUUCCUAUAUAAAUUUGAAAGAAAACAUAGAUUUUAAAACUUUAAAAAAAUUAAAUUGUUUUGUCAUGAGAAAUCAAAAAGCACUAACAAUAAAACAUAUCAUAAUAUCAUAUUAAUAUUAUUAUAACGUAUGACCCUUCCACUCAGGGUCACAAGAAUUUAAAGUAAUAAAUAAACUAAAUAAUGGUGUGCAGGCAGAAUUAGUAAACUAACACAGUGACCUAGAAGUGUUCUCAGCCCACAACUUGUGUCACGUCAGUUAGUAACGUUAAUGUAAAUAAGAAUUCAUCCAAAGACUUGUGCUUAUUUCAUGUUUAAGGUGCAUAUUUAGUAGUCAUUACUCCUUUAAAUAAUGAAUUAUGAAUACAUUUGGGGUAAAAUCUUUGUUUUUCGUGUUGGAUUUUAAUUGGUAGUUGAGAAGGUAACAAAAGAGAUAAAACUGUAAAGUGUUAACUGUGGACAUUUAUACAUUAAUAAACUCUGUUCUGAAAUAACUAUUCUGAUUAUUUUAAUGUGCAGCAGUAGAAAUGAGUUUACUUUGUCUCAGCUGGAAAAGUAAAUUAAACCUGUAGCUCAAUGAAAUUCAAAGGCUUACUUUUAAUUAAAUAAUGUGAUGAAUGUGGAGAAAGAAAGUAAUCACAAUAUAUAAAUAGCUACAUACAUGUGUUCUACAAUCAAUAAGCUAGUCAAUAAGUCGUUUAAUUAUCACAUAAUUGAUUCACACUGCGGCAUUAUGAAAUUGCCUCAUUUUAAUAACAUGUAUUUCUGAAUCAUCUGUUUUUAUUUUGGAAAGAUAAUUUGUCAAAGAACAUUAUUUUC
Erpetoichthys calabaricus (reedfish) is the source of this 5627-nucleotide messenger RNA. RefSeq names its product zinc finger protein 619-like. NCBI's taxonomy places the organism in Eukaryota, Metazoa, Chordata, Cladistia, Polypteriformes, Polypteridae. Gene Ontology annotation, molecular function: DNA-binding transcription factor activity, RNA polymerase II-specific; RNA polymerase II cis-regulatory region sequence-specific DNA binding. Gene Ontology annotation, biological process: regulation of transcription by RNA polymerase II. The transcript is spliced from 3 exons. The coding region runs from base 226 to 1755 and encodes 509 amino acids. The record is from RefSeq and is a predicted model, not a curated record.